CGCUUUUGCUAACUUUCACAGAGUUUCCAAGCUAUAAAUAGCUUAGCGCGCAGUUCUCGCUCAAAUUUACAUGUGCUCCGUCGGACUCCACCACUCACUGAAGGCGUGCUCUAUUUCUGGAUUGCAUGGCGUCUCCCCGCACCUGGAAAUGGCCUCCUACAGCAACCAAACUGGGUUGCAAGGAGACACAGGGGCCAAAGUUCUCUCCUCUUAGAAGUGGGGAGGGCGAAGAUACCCAGGCUCACAGUCAGUUGGAAAAUUCUCAGAGCCACAGCGAGGCAGAGGAGACUCAGACUCACAGCGGCAUGGAAGACACUCGGAAUAGUAGUGAGGGGGAAGACAACCAAAGCCACAAUGAGGAGGAGGAUGCCGGGAGUCAGUCAGGAGGAAGAUACCCCGGAUCCUUUGAAAGUAGAAAGCUCAAAGUACAAAACACCUUCCACAGGUCUCGGAAAACUUUCUCAUACUCUCCGCUUGGACGCCGUCUACCUAUUUUUCCAAGAAAUUCGGGGCCACUCUGUUGUCGAGGAAAAGAAAGUCGCAAUACUUGGUGACAUGCGCUCGGCCUGCUAUGUCUCAUUACUCCACAUUCUCCCAACUACGGCUUCAAUCACACUUUUGGUCCUCAACUGGAAGGGCUAUUACAUAGGAGAUGAGCUGCAGGGGCCAGUAGGGCAGGAUGGACUGCGAUUCUUGGGUCUACAAUUUGCUUCAAAGAUGCUCGAAUUACUUGCUGUGGCCUCUCUCUCCACUAUUCUGUUUGCCUUAAUUCGUUCCCUGUUAAUAUACGACACUUUGCCUUUUGGAGCCAUGACUACUGGAUUUGAGUUCAACAAUAUAUCCUUACUUUGGUCCAAGGAAUUUGUUGCCACCUGUGGUGCUACAACAUUCUCUUCCUCGCGCACAAAAAUUCUUUUGGUUUCAACAAUCGUUGUCUUUACCAUUCUUGGUGCGACCAUCGGACCCUCAGCGGCCGUAGCCUCUCAGCCAGUUCUUCGCAACUGGCCAGGAGGGGGGACGGUGUUUUGGCUGAACGCAACGUCUCAAGAGCUAUGGCCGUCGCAUUUGGAUGGAGUGGGAUUGCCAGACUUACCUUGCAUUUCUUCCCAGAAUGCUUCGUGUGUUCCACCGAAUUAUAGCCUUCUUGCUAUGGAAAUGCUCUCUUUCUGGCCUUCUCCCUCCUCGGUAUCUGCUGAUGGUGGGACUGUUCCAAGGCUUAUGCCAGAGAAAGCUUCAAUCUCAGGUCGUUAUUCCGUUCAUACCUUGGAAGCGCGAUUUAUCGGACCCUUUGUCUACCAUCCUCAUUUAACUUCUGCUACAACGCCCUCUGCUGCGGUUGCAGAUGCUCUCUCUCAAGUGGCAAGAUAUUGGAACAAUGCAAACACACAUCAAUGCUAUGUUGGCAAAACCUGCUUCCAUUACUACAAUGACAUAUCCUAUACAGUCAACGCUUUGCAGCCACUCACUUUCGUCAGAUGCUCCGCGAGCGACAUCAACGCUACUAUACAGUUUCCAAGACUCGAUCAAGGAAUUGAAAAGUAUCCACUGGUCAACUACAGCAGUACCACAAUUGGGUCUCAGCAAUGGUUUGAUGCAGCCACUAGUAACGGAUCAAACCCGGGUUUAAGCUGGGUCGAACUUCCAGCAGCAGACUUUGGGCGAGCCUCUGUAGGUGCAGCCGUCGCACUUCCUGGGACCAAAACCAAAACCGGCGAAGAGGGAGGCCAAAUUCUCGCUUGUACAAUCGAUGCACGAUGGGCUAAUGCCACUGCGGCAAUCUCAUUUCUGGGUGGGCCGAUGAUAGUCUCUGGAACACCAGCUCUGUGGCUCGGUGGAGCACAAUAUCAACUUGAUUCAACUGGAUUGCCAUUGUGGCCCCAAGUUACAAUCGCUCCUGCAUGGGCAGAAUCAAUAAGCUCAAUCGUUACGGAUUCCUCAGAGUCAGUUUUCACGUCGCUUUGCAAUAGCAUAGGACGUCUUGGCAAUGUAUCAAAGGCAGUAUCUCCCAUCAACGCUGUCGAAGCUAUCCUUGCGGUAAUGAUAACUGAUGGUCUUGCGCGGACGAGCAGUCUGGCUACAAUCCUUGGAUCUUUGAAGGGUCUCGACAACGGAGAAUGGAUUCAUGAGUUUUUACCCAAGGACACGGUCUUUGGUACUGGUGGCUCAGCCUUCAAUUACACUUAUCAGCAAGGAGAUCAAUCUACGAAGUUUGAAUCGAGAACCGCCGUGAACGGCUAUGGCUACGGAAUUACAGCGGCACCCCUCUUGUCGACGCUGGUAUUAUUCAUCUACAGCUUAAUUGCCACAAUCUAUGUCGUCCAUUCAUUAUGUUUUGCAAAGAUGACAUCGAGUUCUUGGAAGUCAAUCACAGAACUGGUGGCCUUGGCUGCGAAUUCCACACCAUCAUCGGUGUUGAAGAACACUGGGGCGGGAAUAGCAACACUGGGGAUACUCAAGCAGCCGGUCAAGAUUGGUGUUAUUGAUAAUCGUCUCCAGAUGGUUUUUGAUGACAGAGAAGACGCGGAUGAAAUCAAGCAGAACGAAUAUUACGGCUGAUCUUAUUUCGAUUUGAAAUCUCACCAAAUGCCCACAGUGCGGCUACGUUGAGUUUGGAUACGGUAUGCCAUAAAUAGAGGCAAGGAGGAAGACUGUAGGCUAAAUAAAGCACCUGGGUUUCCGUUCUCUGCACAGCUGCUUUGAACACGAGGAUCGCUACAUUUUCUGGAAAUUUUCCCCCAGUCCCGUAUAUUAAAGCACCUAUUACAUUCAAACGAUGCUAAUUGUUACGGCACUGGGCUGGGCGUACUGUCCC
Hyaloscypha bicolor E is the source of this 2812-nucleotide messenger RNA. RefSeq lists its product as uncharacterized. The transcript has 2 exons. Lineage: Eukaryota; Fungi; Ascomycota; Leotiomycetes; Helotiales; Hyaloscyphaceae. The coding region runs from base 355 to 2556 and encodes 733 amino acids. The record is from RefSeq and is a predicted model, not a curated record.